AUGGCGCCGGCGCUGGCGCUGCCCGUCCUGCUCGGCACCCUCCUGCCGCUGGCGACGCCGCAGCUGACGCCGAUCCACCGCGCGGGCUACUGCGCCUUCUACGGCGAGUGCGGCGCCAACCCGGAGGUGAACGUCUCGCUGGUGCCCUCCAAGCUGCCCUGUGUGUCCAACACGCCGGCGCGGCUCGCCUCGCCGCUGCUGCUGGCCCAGCUGCGCAGCGUGUGCCCGGAGCUGGUGCCCGCGGACGCGGCGGCCGCCAACGGCACGCGCGUCUGCUGCUCGUCCGCGCAGCUCUCGGCGCUGCAGCUCAGCGUGGCGCUCUCGAGCGCCGUGCUCACGCGCUGCCCGGCCUGCGCCCGCAACUUCGCCAACAUCUACUGCCGCAACAUCUGCAGCCCCGACCAGAGCCUCUUCACCAACGUCACCCGCGCCGCGCCCUACACGGCGGGCGGCGCCAACGAGAGCGCCGUGCUCGAGUACCAGUGCUUCUACGAGCGCGCGCUGGCCGAGGCGGCCUUCACGUCGUGCCGCGACGUGCGCCUGCCCGCCACGGGCGGCUACGCCAUCGACACCAUGUGCGGCCGCUACGGCGCCCGCUUCUGCACGGCGCAGCGCUGGCUCGACUUCCAGGGCGACAAGAACAACGGGCUGGCCCCGCUGCAGAUCGACUUCCAGCUGGUGGCCAACGGCACCGAGCUGGGCGACGGGCUGCGGCCGCUGGGCGGCGAGGCCUGGCGCUGCGAGCGCCCGUUCGAGGAGACCGGCGAGCCCUGCUCCGCCUUCGCCCGCUGGGGCGCCCUGGUGGCGCGACACCCCGCGGUCGUGCUGCUGGUGGCCGCGGUGGCGACGGGCGCGCUGGCCGCGGGCAUGGCCGUGCAGCGCCUCGUCACCGACCCCGUGGAGCUGUGGUCGGCGCCCGAGAGCCGCGCGCGCCAGGAGAAGGCCUUCCACGACGAGCACUUCGGGCCCUUCAUGCGCACCAACCAGGUGAUCGUGCGGGCGCCGGGGCGGCCCGYGGCCGCCUACGACUCGGUGGUGCUGGGCGCCAAGAACUUCAGCGGGCUGCUGGAGCCGCCGGUGCUGCGGGCGCUGCUGGCGCUGCAGGAGCGCCUGGGCGCCGCCGCCGCCACCGUGGCCGGGCGCACGGUGACGCUCAGCGACGUCUGCUACGCGCCGCUCAACCCCACCAACGCCAGCCUGGCCGACUGCUGCGUCAACAGCGUCACCCAGUACUUCCAGAACAACGGCAGCCGCCUGGCCAUGACGGCCACGCAGACCGUGGGCAAGCGCACGGGCACCGUGGACUGGCGCGACCACCUCAUCUACUGCGUCAACUCGCCGCUCUCCUUCAAGGACAUCACGGCGCUGGAGCUGAGCUGCAUGGCCGAGUACGGCGGGCCCGUCUUCCCCUACCUGGCCUUCGGCGGCUACCCGGACUCCGAGUACACGGAGGCCGAGGCGCUCAUCAUCACCUACUCGCUCAACAACUUCCCGCGCGACGACCCGCGCUACGAGUGGGUGCUGGCCUGGGAGGAGCAGUUCCUGGCCAUCGUGCGCGACUUCCAGCGCACCCAGGGCGCCAACCUCUCCGUGGUCUUCAUGGCCGAGCGCUCGCUGGAGGACGAGAUCAACCGCACCACGAACGAGGACCUGCCCAUCUUCACCAUCAGCUACGUCGUCGUCUUCGCCUACGUGGCGCUGGCGCUGGGCGAGUACACGGCGUGGCGCCGCGUGCUGGUGGAGUCCAAGGUGACGCUGGCGCUGGGCGGCAUCGCCGUGGUGCUGGGCGCCGUCUUCGCCUCCAUGGGCUGCCUGGCCUUCAUGGGGCUGCCCUCGUCCCUCAUCAUCCUCGAGGUGGUGCCCUUCCUCGUGCUGGCCGUGGGCGCCGACAACAUCUUCAUCUUCGUGCAGGAGUAUCAGCAGUCGGUGCGGGCGCCGGGCGAGACGCGGGACCAGCACAUCGGGCGGGUGCUGGCCGAGGUGGCACCCAGCAUGUUGCUGUGCAGCUUCUCCGAGGUCAUCUGCUUCCUGCUGGGCUCCCUCUCCUCCAUGCCCGCCGUCCGCACCUUCGCCCUCACCUCCGCCCUCGCCAUCGCCUUCGACUUUCUCCUCCAGAUUUCGGGCUUUGUGGCCCUGCUGGCACUUGAUGCCCGCCGAGAGGAGGCCGCCCGCUACGACUUGUGCUGCUGCUGGGGGCCGGAGAAGGGGGCGCCGGGGGGCCGGGGCGCCGGGCUGCUGCGCCCGCUCAUGCAGCGCUACUACGUGCCCCUGCUGCUGCACCGCGUCACCCGGCCCCUCGUGAUGCUGCUCUUCUUCUUCCUGUCCUGCGCCGGGCUCUACCUCCUCCUGCAGGUGCCCGUGGGGCUGGACCAGGAGCUGGCGCUGCCCAAGGAUUCCUACCUGCUGGAAUACUUCGCCGCCCUCAACGAGUACCUGUCCGUGGGGGUGCCCACCUACUUCGUCACCACGGGCGGCUACAACUUCUCCUCGGCCAACGGCACCAACGCCAUCUGCUCGAGCGCGGGCUGCGACGCCGACUCGCUCACGCAGAAGAUCCAAUACGCCACGCGCUUCGCCAACGUGUCCUACCUGGCCAUCCCGGCCACCUCCUGGCUGGACGACUUCCUGGACUGGCUCAACCCCGCCGGGCGCUGCUGCCGCGUGCACCAGUUCGGGCCGCACAAGGGCGAGUUCUGCCCGGCCACCAGCGACGCCCUCAGCUGCCUCCUGGGCCAGUGCCUGGAGUCGGCGCGGCGGCCCACGGAGGAGGAGUUCGAGCGCUUCCUGCCCUGGUUCCUGUACGACGCGCCCACGCUGCAGUGCCCCAAGGGUGGCCUGGGCGCCUACGACACGGCGGUGAAGAUGGACCCCAACGGCACCAUCGUGGCAUCGCGCUUCAUGGCGUACCAGCGCCCGCUGCGCUCCUCGCAGCAGUACACGGCGGCGCUGCGCGCGGCGCGCGCCCUGGCCGACAACAUCACGGCCACCCUGCGCCGCGUGCCCGGCACCGACCCGGCCUUCCGCGUCUUCCCCUACACGGUGACCUACGUGUACUACGAGCAGUACCUGUCGGUGGUGGCCGAGGGGCUCUUCACGCUCACCGUGUGCCUGGUGCCCACCUUCGUCGUCUCCUUCGUGCUGCUGGGCAUGGACAUCCGCUCCAGCGGCGCCACGCUGCUCACCAUCCUCAUGGUGCUGGUGGACACGGGCGGCGCCAUGGCCCUCUGGGACAUCCCCUACAACGCCGUGGCGCUCAUCAACCUGGUGGCGGCCGUGGGCAUCUCGGUGGAGUUCGUGUCGCACGUGACGUGCGCCUUCAGGCGCAGCAGCGCGCCCGGCCGCGUGCAGCGCGCCGCCGACGCCACCGUGCGCAUGGGCAGCAAGGUGGUGGCCGGCGUGGCCAUGACCAACCUGCCGGGCAUCGUGGUGCUGGCGUUCGCCAAGGCGCAGCUCAUCCACAUCUUCUUCUUCCGCCUCAACCUCAUCAUCACGCUGGCCGGGCUGGCGCACGGCCUCGUCUUCCUGCCCGUGCUGCUCAGCUACAUGGGUAGGGAGGCGGCGCCGGGGCCGCCGCGCUGA
Molecule: messenger RNA, 3579 nt
Organism: Nothoprocta perdicaria
Lineage: Eukaryota; Metazoa; Chordata; Aves; Tinamiformes; Tinamidae
Gene: NPC1L1
Product: NPC1 like intracellular cholesterol transporter 1
Exons: 20
Coding region: 1-3579 (1192 amino acids)
Cellular component (GO): membrane
Source: RefSeq, a predicted model, not a curated record